AUGGCGACUAAACCCGACGACGAAGUGAGGGCAGUGCAUUAUGGCCGCGAUGAGGUGUCGCCCUCGCCCGUUUACGAGGAGGGCAGCGUCCAGGAAGACAACGCGUAUGUCUACGAUGAUUCGCAAAAGUUGGGGUACACGGCGACUGUCUUCGUUAUCCUAAACAAGAUGAUUGGUACUGGUAUCUUCUCCACACCUUCUGGCAUAUUUGCUGUAACCGGAUCGGUCGGUGUAUCGCUUUUCCUCUGGAUCAUCGGCGGCGUCCUGACCUUUUGCGGGCUAUCCGUCUUUCUCGAGUUCGGUCUUGCGAUACCAAAGUCCGGCGGUGAAAAGAACUAUCUGGAGCGCGUUUAUCGCCACCCAAAGUACAUGGCAACAUGCGUCCUGGCUUCGCAGAUGCUUCUUCUUGGAUUCUCGGCUGGUAAUUCCUUGGCCUUUGGUCGUUAUGUUCUUUUUGCGUCUGGUUCCGAGUCGCCCGAUGGCUGGACGGCGCGUGGCAUUGGUAUUGGCUGCAUAACCUUUGCUGUGGUCCUCCAUUCUACAUUACCAAAAUGGGGCAUUCGCCUAUUCAACGUCCUGGGCGUAUUCAAGGUCUUCAUCCUUCUGUUCAUCAUCUGCUCUGGAUUUGCUGCCCUUGCUGGCCAUCUGAAGAUCGAACAGCCGCAUAACUUCGACAACGCGUUCCGACUCGAGGUUGGCGAUGGCUAUGGCGGCGGAGGCGCAUACCAAUACUGCCAAGCUCUCCUCCGCAUCAUUUACUCAUACAAGGGAUGGGAGAAUGCCAAUUAUGUGCUGGGGGAGAUCAGAAAUCCCAGGAAGACGCUCUCUUGGUCUGCGCCUCUUGCCGUCGGUGGGACCACGGUGUUGUACGUUCUUGCAAACGUGGCUUACUUCGCCGCCAUUCCCAAGUCUCAGCUUGCAAAGAGUGAGGUCAUCGUUGCUGGUCUCUUCUUCCGUAACGUCUUCGGCAACAGCGCCGGAGCACGUAGUCUUCCGGCUUUCGUCGCCCUUAGCAAUCUGGGUAACGUUCUUGCAGUCAGCUUUGCGCACUCGCGGCUGAACCAGGAAUUUGCAAAGGAGGGCUUGUUACCUUGGAGCCGAUUCUGGGCGUCGAACAAGCCUUUUAAUGCUCCUACGACUGCUUUGUUUCUUCAUUGGCUCAUCACUGUCAUCGUUCUGGUAGCGCCACCCGCUGGCCCAGCAUACAACUUUAUCACGGAUCUCUAUACCUACCCUGGAGCAUGGAUCAACAGUUUCGUGACUGCAGGUCUCAUCUAUCUUCACUACUCGAAGAAGGAGCGCUGGGAGUCCCCAUGGCAUACCUAUCUUCCCAUCGCCCUGGUCUACUUCGCUGCUAACGUCUUCCUCGUAAUCGUUCCCUUUAUCCCACCAGAUGGUGACUGGAAUGCUAAUGGCUACCCUUACUACGUAUUUCCGGUCGUCGGCGUCGGCGUUUUGCUCUUGGGCGUAUUCUACUGGGCAUGCUGGACCAAACUAUGGCCAAAGUUUGGUGGCUACAAGAUUGUUAGCGAGCGGUACGAAGAUGCGCAGGGCAAUGAGCAUGUGCGAUAUGUCAAGGUAUACACUAAGCGCGAAUGAU
This is a messenger RNA of Exserohilum turcica Et28A, 1600 nucleotides long. RefSeq lists its product as uncharacterized. The transcript has 2 exons. Gene Ontology annotation, biological process: amino acid transmembrane transport. Gene Ontology annotation, cellular component: membrane. Gene Ontology annotation, molecular function: L-amino acid transmembrane transporter activity. Bases 1 to 1599 code for a protein of 532 amino acids. The record is from RefSeq and is a predicted model, not a curated record. Lineage: Eukaryota; Fungi; Ascomycota; Dothideomycetes; Pleosporales; Pleosporaceae.